This is a messenger RNA of Glarea lozoyensis ATCC 20868, 1068 nucleotides long. RefSeq names its product GroES-like protein. NCBI's taxonomy places the organism in Eukaryota, Fungi, Ascomycota, Leotiomycetes, Helotiales, Helotiaceae. Bases 1 to 1068 code for a protein of 355 amino acids. Gene Ontology annotation, molecular function: oxidoreductase activity, acting on NAD(P)H. The record is from RefSeq and is a predicted model, not a curated record. The transcript is spliced from 2 exons.
AUGGCAACAUCAAGUCUUCCUGAGAAGAUGAAAGCUCUUACUCUAGAGAAUGGGGUUUCGAAAAUCCAAACUAUUGCAACGCCUCCACUUCGACCCACGUAUCUUCUUAUUAAGGUGCAUUCGGUUGCUCUUAAUCCCACUGACUGGAAACACAUCGCCGGCACCCGCGGCCACGGCCCCCUCGCCAUAAGCGGCUGCGACUACGCCGGAACCAUCCUUCAAGUCGGCAACGAAGUAACCAAAUCAUUUACCGUCGGCGAAAAAGUCUACGGCUGCGUCCACGGCUGCAACUUCAGCGAGAUGUACGAUGGUGUAUUCGCCGAGUACGCCGCCGUCAAAGGCGACGUAGCCAUGAAGCUCCCCUCGAACGUCAGUUUUGAAGACGCUUCCACCGUCGGUCUAGGAAGUAUGACUGUCGCCCAAGGCCUGUUCCAAAAGGGCCUGGGCAUUGGUCUUGAAUUCCCCGGUGAAGGAGAUGGAAAGGGUGAGUGGUUGUUGAUUUACGGCGGAAGUACCGCGACUGGGACUUUGGGUAUCCAAUUCGCAAAGGCGGCGGGGUAUAGAGUCAUUACGACUGCUUCCCCUCGGAAUUUCGAGUUAGUCAAGUCUCAUGGCGCGGACGAGGUGUUCGACUAUAACGACGCUCAAUCGGCCUCAAAAAUCCGCGAGCUCACGGCAAACAAGCUGAAAUACGCUUGGGAUACCAACGGCGACGACGCAUCUGCUCAGUUCUGCGCCGACGCGCUUUCGAGCGACGAAGCGAAGAACUAUGGAACGAUCCUCGCUAAUAAGUUUCCGAGGAGCGAUGUGAAGUAUACGCGGACUUUUAUGUAUACGAUUUUUGGGGAGACGUUUGAGAAGGGGGGGCGGGUUUAUGAGGGGAGCAGGGAGGAUUUUGAGUUUGCGAAGAAGUGGGCGGCGUUGUCGGAGAGGAUGUUGGCGGAUGGAAAGCUGGUGCCGCAUCCGGCGAAGGUUGGGAGUGGUGGGUUGGAGGGUGUUAGAGAGGGACUGGAUGACUUGAAGAAUGGGAGGGUCUCUGGCAAGAAGCUGGUGUACAAUUUGGAGUGA